Molecule: messenger RNA, 462 nt
Organism: Naegleria lovaniensis
Lineage: Eukaryota; Heterolobosea; Eutetramitea; Acrasida; Naegleriidae
Exons: 2
Coding region: 1-462 (153 amino acids)
Source: RefSeq, a predicted model, not a curated record
AUGUCAACCAACAAUCCUAUCAGGGACACUACUCCACUUCACUCCGAGAUGUCUGUACCUCCUCCUCCAUCCACAGCAGUCCACGUGGCAGGGAUGAUGAUUCAACCAACCUCACCUCCUUACAUGCUUGAACCAUUACUUGAAACCAUAAGAACCUCACAAACGUUAUCGGAUGAAGUCUUAAAAGAGUUGGCUCAUCUCUUUCCAUCCACCACACUCGUUCAUGCUCUCGAAUUAUUAGAUAAAGAAAAGAUUAUUAAAUAUAUUGCACAACCCUCACAGAGAGAAUUAUUUGCAGUGGAACCCUCGCAUCGAUCGAGUGGUGGUGGUGGUGGUGGUGCAUCAUUGAGUCACCACCAUUGUCACAAACCAUCAACUCCUCUCAACAACAACAAGAUGACAACAAACAACACUCGUAUCUUCAACAACCACAUUCAAAUCUUACAAGUGUAUUUCUCAUAG